UUUAUGAGAUUAGUAUUAUUUACAAAAGAUGUACUUUAGAUUAUAUUAAAGAAAUAAAGUUUCGGAUUUCUUUAAUCAACAAAUCAUAAUGAAUAGAAUAUUUAGACAUGGUGCAAUCAGAAAACCUUAAAUGUGAAAAUGGAAGACAUUAAUAUCUGUGUAGCAUACAUAAGAAAUGUUAAAAUUAUAAUAUUGUUCAAUCAUUUUACAUAACGGGAAAAAUUUUAAAUUUGCGAAUAAUGAAGAUGUGUCUCUUAAUGAAAAGAAGAAAUAUUUUAUAAAUUGUAAGAUUCUAAAAUGCAUUUUUGAAAAUAUACAAUGACAAGAGAUCUGUGUCAUUUCUUAAGAAGUUUCAUAAAUAGAAAAAUUAAAAUUAGAAUAUAUAUGAACGCGUGUUUUUAUAAUAUAAAUAUUCAUUAUUUUAAAUCAAGUACUUAUACCUUUUCACAAGCCAAGGUCAUUUUCAUGUAUGUUUACCCCAUUACAAAGAUAAUAACCGAUUUCUCGUAGCUCGUAGCACACGUACUUUUUAAAUUUCGUUUUAUAAACAUUGUUUAAACCAGAUUAAUAAUCAUGGAUGAGAAUGUGAGAAUCAUAAAUGAAUAUUAUACUAAUCUAGAAUAUAAUAUAAAUGAUAAGAAGGAAGCGUUAAAGAUAAUAUCUGAUUUAUAUUUGGAAUUAAACAUUGAAGAUGCCAAUAAUUUUGCAAUUAGAUUCAGCGAAACAGCAAUAUUAAUACAAGAUAAUUUUCUUCUUUUUGCAUCCGUUUGUGAACAUAUAGAUGUAGUUAACAGUAUUCUUGAUUAUUUAAAAUAUUUUAGUGUGCAAUUUAUGCAUGAUACGAACAGUGAAUUUAAGAAUAAAUUUUUUUUAAUCGCAUCGUUGAUGACUACAAUUUUUAAUAUAAGUUUAGAAUCAGAAAUACAACUAUUUUUGGAAAAUGCUAUCAUUAAAGAUUCGAAGGUACAAUAUGAUGAAAUAUACAGACGUGCUAAAUAUUUAUUUUCAAAGCAAAAGAUUGAUGUGAUACUUCUUGAAGAAUCAGAUUUGUAUGCAUUUUAUAGCUAUUUGAAAAUUAAAAACGUUAUAUCUAGUUUAAAUAAAAUUUGGGUCCAUGUAUCAAUAAAAAAGGCUUUUAAAUGGCAUAUAAAGAAAUAUUUUGGACACUUAAGUGUUCCCACUUAUAUAUUUCAAUCAAAGCAAGAAUUAUUUUCAGUAGAAUUAUUUUAUAUGGAAUUUAGAAUAUUUUCCAUAUGGUCAGAAGAUAUUAUAAGUGCAAGAAAUUUAGCCAUGUCCUUGAAGGGACAGGUUGUAUUUAUAAAUACACAUAUGAAUUUUUGUGCUAGUAUCUUACUACCUUACACAAAAAACCUUGGCCCUAACUUUUACUUUCAAGAUAAAUCUAAUUAUGAAUGCUUAAUAAAUUUAGAAACAGAUUAUAAUCUGUUUUUUAACAAAUAUCAUUUGUUUUAUAAUGGCAUGUGGCAAAAACCUAUAACAAAUACAUAUUGGAAAUACAAUGAUAUUUUAUUGGCAAAUGCAACAUGUGAAGAUGUUAUAAGAUGUAUGGAGUCAGCUGCACAAGGAUUUAAAAUUUGGAGUGCUAAGUCCAUUAAUUCUAGAAUGCAUGUAUUAUCGCAGCUUGCAUUAAUAUUAGAAUACAAAAAUGAAUCUUUAUUAGCGAAUAUAAUAUCAAAAUGGUUAAAAUUGCCAUAUUUCUAUUUUAAUCAAUUGACUCGUCAUGACAUUGAAUUUAAACAACAAUUUGAAAUAACAGAAGUUCGUAUACCAAGAGGUGUUAUUCUUCUUGAAGAGAAAGACAAAAUUACUAUGUUUCGUGAAUUAACACAAAGUUUAAUUACUGGCAAUUCUAUUAUUGUGAUAUGUAAUCCAGAUGUGUGUACUCUACCAUCUUAUUGUGACAUGUUUUCAACAGCUAUUAUACCACCAGGUGUUAUAAAUUUCUUGUCAAGUAAAUGUAUGAAGCAUAUUGAAUAUGAUAAACUUACAGCAUUAAAUCCAAAAGAAAUAUAUACAUAUCUUACUAUGAACAAAUAUAUUAUAGUUUGCGUUAAAUAAUUUUAACAUAGCAUGUACUUUAAUGUUAUUCAGUUAUUAGAGAUUGAGUUAAGAUUGAAUUAAGAUUUAAUAUCAUUUUAUAGUACACAAAUUAUAAAUAUACAUAUGUGUUCACGCAUUAUUUAUAAAAAUAUUACAUCAUAAAUAUUUAUUUUUAGAAUGAUUCUCAUUACAGUUAUCUAUUAAUUAAUCUUUUGAAAUAAAUUUAUAGUGAAAUAGUAAUUCCCCUGUCUUCCCCUUUCUACAUCAUGAUAUUCUCUAAUUUUAUCACGAAAGAUUGUUCAUUACGAUUGUUAAUUGAAAAUGUGUCAAAAUUAUAAAUGUGUUGUUUAAAUAUUGUGAAGUUUAUGUUUUAAUCUUUUGUUUUACAUGUAUCAUAAUUAUUCAAUAAAAUACUACUUACAAUAACAGUGAGUCACGAAUAAAUAAUAAAAAAGGCUAAACAUAAGAGUAACAAUAAAAUAAAAAUAUUUCUUCUUAGUGUAAUAUUAUAUUUUUAAAAUGUUUUGCAUAAUCACUGGUUUAUAGUGUUUUAUU
Molecule: messenger RNA, 2616 nt
Organism: Cataglyphis hispanica
Lineage: Eukaryota; Metazoa; Arthropoda; Insecta; Hymenoptera; Formicidae
Exons: 9
Coding region: 574-2079 (501 amino acids)
Molecular function (GO): oxidoreductase activity
Source: RefSeq, a predicted model, not a curated record